GGGGUGAGCUGCGAGUCUGUCGUCAGCCGGCCAUUGAAUGCGAUCAGAUCAAGUGGUGCUCAUUGGAGUUCAUUAGCGGGCGCGUGUGAUUAAUUACCUGUUGCGGAAAAUUUCCUUUGUUGUUUGUACAAACAAAUAAUAUACCGCGCUGAAGGAACGUUACUGCGGGUGAAAAAGUUCAUCAAAUAGGCAAAGACAUUUUUGUCAGUGGUUGGUAGUGCGAAGAAAAUUAGGCGCAUGUGUUUUUUUCUAUUGUAACAUCCUAGGCGAAAUUCUGAAGAUGCGGCUGCUAGUGCUCUACACAGUGCUAGCAACGCUCUGUCGAGCGGAAAUCACCACUCGACUCGGUCCAAACGGUUACGACUAUCCGCGACCAGUUAUUCCUUUCCCGCCACCAUCGCCGCCAUCUACGUCAAGACCUUGUCCGUUUGGAGGCGACCCUCCGUACUGCUGCACCAACGGCGGAAAAGGACCAAACUGUGAAGUGUCAAAGCCCUGUCCAGCAGGAGGUGUACCACCUUAUUGCUGCACAAAUGGGGGUCAAGGUCCUAACUGUAUAGUCCCAGCACCACCUUCUCCGCCUCCUACUCGGCCACCACCGCCACCUCCCCCUACAUGUCCAUAUGGCGGAGUCCCACCCUACUGCUGCACAAAUGGAGGUCAAGGUCCUAACUGUGUGGUACCAGCACCACCAUCUCCGCCUCCUACUCGGCCCCCACCACCACCUCCAACAUGUCCGUACGGCGGAGUCCCACCUUACUGCUGCACAAAUGGAGGUCAAGGUCCUAACUGUGUGGUACCGGCACCACCGUCUCCGCCUCCAACUCGGCCACCACCGCCACCUCCCCCUACAUGUCCAUACGGCGGAGUCCCACCCUACUGUUGCACAAAUGGAGGUCAAGGUCCUAACUGUGUGGUACCGGCACCACCAUCUCCGCCUCCUACUCGGCCACCACCGCCACCUCCCCCUACAUGUCCAUACGGCGGAGUCCCACCCUACUGCUGCACAAAUGGAGGUCAAGGUCCGAAUUGUGUAGUACCGGCACCACCAUCUCCGCCUCCUACUCGGCCUCCACCACCACCCCCAACAUGUCCGUACGGUGGAGUCCCACCUUAUUGCUGCACUAAUGGGGGUCAAGGUCCUAACUGCAUAGUACCAGCACCCCCAUCUCCGCCUCCUACUCGGCCUCCACCGCCAUCGACCCCCAAACCUUGUCCGUUCGGUGGAAGUCCACCAUACUGCUGUACUAAUGGAGGACAAGGACCAAACUGUGUUGUUCCUUCACGACCACCUCCAGGUCCGACGACACCUAAACCCUGUCCUUUCGGUGGUGUUCCGCCAUAUUGUUGUACGAACGGUGGAUCAGGGCCCAACUGCUACGUUCCUGCUCCUCCGACACCGCCUCCAACACGUCCUCCUCCACCACCACCAACAGGUAACGCAAACGAAUAUCUCCCUCCAUGUACCAACGGAGGGCAGGGGCCAAAUUGUGUAACAAAUCGACCUCCGUAUCCGCCUGCGACAAAGCCUACUCAACCACCACGUUGCCCAUCUGGAGGAGUGCCUCCAUAUUGCUGCACUAACGGAGGUCAAGGUCCGAAUUGUGUAGUCCCUACAAGGCCUACACUGCUGCCAACCUCACCUGCCCCAUGCCCAUUCGGAGGUGUCCCACCAUACUGUUGCACUAAUGGAGGGCAAGGUCCAAACUGUGUGGUCCCUACAAGACCCACACAGCAACCAACUUCACCUGCACCUUGUCCAUAUGGAGGUGUUCCCCCAUAUUGCUGCACUAAUGGAGGUCAAGGUCCGAUUUGUGUAGUCCCAACGAAACCUGCACCACGUCCACCGACUACACCUGCACCUUGCCCAUUCGGAGGUGUCCCACCAUACUGCUGCACUAAUGGAGGUCAAGGACCAAAUUGUGUUGUUCCUACAAGUCCCACACCACGGCCAACUCCACCACGGCCAACUCCACCGCGACCAACUUCGCCUGCACCCUGUCCAUAUGGAGGUGUCCCACCAUAUUGCUGCACCAACGGAGGUCAAGGUCCGAAUUGUGUAGUCCCAACGAAACCUGCACCACGUCCACCGGCUACACCUGCGCCUUGCCCGUUCGGUGGUGUCCCGCCAUAUUGUUGCACCAAUGGAGGACAAGGUCCGAAUUGUGUAGUCCCUACAAGACCCACACAGCGACCAACUACACCGCGACCAACUUCACCUGCACCUUGUCCAUAUGGAGGUAUCCCACCAUAUUGCUGCACUAAUGGCGGACAAGGUCCAAACUGUGUGGUACCUACGAAACCUGCACCACGACCACCGACUACACCUGCGCCUUGUCCGUUCGGUGGUGUCCCGCCAUAUUGUUGUACCAACGGAGGGUCAGGUCCAAACUGUGUUGUACCCACUCGACCCCCUCCUAGUACACCUGCUCCAUGUCCCUUCGGAGGUCUUCCUCCAUACUGUUGCACGAAUGGAGGACAAGGUCCGAACUGUGUAGUGCCGACGAGACCACCACCUCCGAAACCAACUGAGAGUAAUGAAUAUCUACCACCAUGUCCAAAUGGUGGAGUAGGACCAUCAUGCCAAACACCGCGUCCACCACCACCAACUCCAGGACCGACACGACCACCUACCAGGCCUACGACCCCAUCAGGCUGUCCCAAUGGAGGAACCCCUCCGUAUUGCUGCACAAACGGUGGCCAAGGACCUAACUGCAUUGUACCAACGCCUCCACCACGUCCAACUACACCAACAUGCCCCUACGGUGGAGUUCCUCCUUACUGUUGUACUAAUGGCGGACAAGGGCCGAACUGCGUUGUUCCUACCCAGCCUCCUAGACCAACAACUCCCGCUGGGUGUCCAUACGGAGGAGUUCCCCCUUACUGUUGUACUAACGGAGGGCAAGGACCAAACUGCAUUGUACCUACUCAGCCUCCACGACCCACUACACCCACAUGUCCUUACGGAGGAGUACCUCCGUACUGUUGCACAAACGGUGGCCAAGGACCUAACUGUAUAGUACCUACGCCUCCACCACGUCCAACGACUCCACCACGUCCAACGACACCGACAUGCCCCUACGGUGGAGUUCCCCCUUACUGUUGUACUAACGGGGGACAAGGACCAAACUGCGUUGUUCCUACCCAGCCCUCUAGGCCAACAACUCCCGCUGGGUGUCCAUACGGUGGAGUUCCUCCUUACUGUUGUACUAACGGAGGCCAAGGACCAAACUGCAUUGUACCUACUCAGCCUCCACGGCCAACUACUCCCGCCGGAUGUCCAAAUGGUGGAGUUCCUCCCUACUGUUGUACUAACGGAGGACAAGGACCUAACUGUGUUGUACCUACUCAGCCUCCACGGCCUACUACAACUACAUGCCCAUACGGAGGAGUGCCUCCAUACUGUUGCACAAAUGGAGGCCAAGGAUCCAAUUGUGUUAUUCCUACACAGCCUACGAGGCCAACAACUUCUGCUGGAUGUCCUAAUGGUGGUGUUCCACCUUACUGCUGUACAAAUGGUGGACAAGGUCCAAACUGCCAGUUACCACCCCCUGUCAUACUAGACAAAGACGGAUACCAUUAUGAUAAGCCCAGUAAACCAUUUAAUUACUAACUGCACCGUCAGUAGAGCUAUUUAUUGACUCUCGUUUCUAUUGUGAAUAUGUAUUAUAGUCAAUAUAAGCAAACCAAGUCAACAGUUAACGCGUUUGUGAAAAAAAAAUCGCAAAAACGAUAAUUAUUGUAAAAAAGAGCAUAUUUAUAUUCAAAGCAACUGGAAAAUACUCGUUAUAUGUUGUGGUUAGACAGUUCGACGCCGUUAUGAACCAUUAAAAAGAAUAUCUUCAAGCGCCAACAACGGAGGCUUCAAUAAACAUUC
Molecule: messenger RNA, 3877 nt
Organism: Wyeomyia smithii (pitcher-plant mosquito)
Lineage: Eukaryota; Metazoa; Arthropoda; Insecta; Diptera; Culicidae
Product: basic proline-rich protein-like
Exons: 4
Coding region: 281-3613 (1110 amino acids)
Source: RefSeq, a predicted model, not a curated record